AUGCGUCUUUCAUUGCGGCAACAAUUGGCAUUCUUGCUGGUAAUCUCCGGAGGCAUUGGUCUGGCCGUGCUGGCCAUUGCUACAUGGGUCCUGAACCACGACUUCGUCCUCGACGUUGCAGCUUCUCGGCUAGAGAUCACGGCUUCUCUCAAAGCCGCGCAAGUGGCGUUCAAUCUCGAGUUGAUGCAGACCGCUGCGACUUUUCUCAGCAACCGCGUCACUAUUCAGGAAGCUUUGGAGCGCUACAACAAUGGGACCGAUCUGACGGCUGGUAAUUUCAACCUAGCAGAGACGAGUCUGGCAUCGGCACUGGGGAACAUUGGUCCGCUUCGCAAUGGCUUGGUGCUUCAAGCUCAGAUCUACGCCGGCAACGGUUCCGGACCUGCGGGAACUUCGAGUGUGAUGAGAGCAACCGGCAUACCGCAUCAAGCCAUCAGACUGCCUUACCUCAAUUCGAAUGGGCAGCAAGCAUUUCUUGGAGACGAUGACCUUGGAUACCCUCCUGCGCUGUACCCAAAUUUGACUGUCACGGACAUUGCUGCAAGCACCUCGUUCAAUCCGAUGGCAUCUUUCAAUGGCGAGAUCCUCGGUAUACGCUCAACUUUGGUGUUGGGCCCACGGAUGAUCAACUCGAGCUUCUCAUUGAUAUCUUUCACGCUCCCAAUUGUUAACAACACAGAGACCGACAGGAUUCUCGGCUGGGCCACGGUGGUCACAGACGCCAGGCUGAUCCUGGAAGUAGCGAGAGACUCCAGUGGGCUUGGAGAAACAGGUCAGACCUUACUCGUCGGUCCCAUCAAUGCCACAAACAAAUUCCCACCUGGAAUCUCUGGGAACUCAGGCUCAGCCCGCAACGCCGAAGUCGAGUUGCUCUUUCCUCUGCCGACUUCUGCUGUCGCAAGACAUCCAAAACAUGUGGUCGGAACCCCGAACCCCUCGUUCUUGGCCAGCAAAUAUCCUGCCGUUGAAAGAGCCAUCACUGAAGAUCUACGCGGCAUCGACGACGUUGGAAGUAUGAUGCGGACACACAAUGAAGAUGGCAAGCAUGUCUCAGUAGGGUACUCAUCGCCGCCGACGGACCUGGUCGACUGGAUCGUUGUUGUGGAACAAGCUCGGAGCGAGGUGUGGCAGCCCAUCAACCACCUCCGGACGAUCAUCCUCGCAUGCCUGUUUGGAGUAAUUGGGUUUAUGUGUAUUGUGUCAUUCCCGCUAGCACACUGGGCCGUCCUACCGAUCAUGAAACUACGAGCAGCCACCGAGCAAACCAUAGCACCACCUGGGAGAAGCUAUUCAGACAGCAAGCCUUCUUCCUACUACAGCAAGGAUCUCAGCUCUUGCGCCAGUCGGACAGAGAAGGGUCUUCAUCGCCCGAGUUCGAAAUGGACUGGAGGGAUAUUUGCGGCGAUCUUCCGCAAGUUCUCGAUGAAGAAGCAAGCCGCACGCAGUAUACAGCCACGAGACGAAGACCACCCUCGCAUUCCAGGAAAGGUGCCGCAGCGCAACACUUGGAUCACAGACGAAAUGUCGGAUUUGAUCACGACUUUUAAUGAUAUGUCGGACGAAUUACUGGCGCAAUAUACCAAACUUGAGGACCGCGUACGGCAGAGGACCAUCGAGCUUGAGUACAGCAAGAAAGCUGCAGAAGCGGCCAACGAGAGCAAAACACGUUUCGUGGCGAACGUGAGCCAUGAAUUGCGUACGCCGUUGAACGGGAUCCUGGGGCUGGCCGCGGUUUGCAUGGCAGAGAACGAUCCGAAUCGGGUGAAGGGCUCGCUCAUGAUCAUUGAGAAGAGUGGAAACUUACUGUUGCGGACACUGAAUGAUCUUCUGACUUUCAGCACGAAUCAGUUGGGGCAUCAAGUCCUUACACUGGACGAGAAGGAUUUUGCAAUCCGAGACAUCGAGACGCAGACGUUGGCAAUUUUCGGCCAGCAGUCGAAGGAACGCCAUGUUCACCUACGGUUCAUAUUCGAGGAAACGCCUGGCGAUGUGUAUGGAACUGGCAAACUUCGCGAUCUACGGCUAUACGGCGACGUUCAUCGCAUUCUACAGAUUGUCAUCAAUUUGGUCGGUAACAGUCUCAAGUUUACGCCUGAAGAAGGCUCUGUCAUACUGAGAGUCAGAUGCUUGAAGGAAAAGCCGGCCGUCCGACGUGUGACGCCAGGUGCGCCAGCGACCCGUCAGCAGACGCCAGCCAGCCCCGGACCCGGAACGGCAUGCUUCAUCAACCCGCGAGAAGUCGAGCAGGGACAUGGCCUGGCACACGAAGAUGGACGUUCUCUUCCAGCGGGCACAGACGUCUUCAUCGAGCUGGAGGUCGAGGAUACUGGGCCGGGUAUCGAACCAGAAAUGCAGGCUCGGAUCUUCGAACCGUUCGUGCAGGCCGACGCAGGUCUUGAUCGAAGGCAUAACGGGACUGGCCUAGGACUUUCGAUCAGUACACAGCUGGUCAGUCUGAUGGACGGGACGAUUCGUUUGAGCAGUACGCUUGGCAAAGGUAGUACAUUUACCGCGAAGCUGCCGCUGCGAAUCGUCUUCGGUACGAGCGGCGACACGCCACGAAGCUCAAUGGAUCUGAGCCGGACGGUCACGGGAAUGUUCUCGCCUAGCACAUCUUCUCCGGCUACGCCGAGCAGUCCCGAGGUCGUCCACGCAGAUGCCGUUCCAGGAGCCAACUCUUCUACUGCGAAGACAGACCCGUCAUCGCCCGCAAAUACGCCACCCCUCGCCAAUCCCUCCAGCCAAUUUGCGGCCGCUCAUCGCCCUGUCAUAACAUCCCCUGCAACAUCACCCUCCUCCACCUCCUCUUCCCUUCAAUCACCAGACUUCACCCAACUCCGCAUCCUCGUCGCUGAAGACAACAAAGUCAAUCAAGAAGUCAUCCAACGCAUGCUCCGCCUCGAAAAGAUCCAGCACAUCACCAUCGCCUCCGACGGGCGAAUCGCUCUCGGCCACAUCAUAUCCUCUCACGCCACACCCGACCAUCCACCCUUCGACCUGAUUCUCAUGGACAUACAAAUGCCCAACAUGGACGGCCUCCAAGCUACCCGAAAGAUCCGCGCUGAAGGUUUCAAGAAUCCGAUUGUAGCGCUUACCGCUUUUGCGGAGCAGAGUAAUGUUGAAGAGUGUUUUGGCGCCGGAAUGGAUUUCUUUCUGGCGAAACCGGUGAAGAGGGCGAAGUUGAAGGACGUUUUGGUGCAGUGUUGU
This is a messenger RNA of Zymoseptoria tritici IPO323, 3207 nucleotides long. It is a transcript of the gene SLN1, whose product is annotated as histidine kinase sensor. The annotation marks the transcript as partial. The transcript has a single exon. Gene Ontology annotation, biological process: phosphorelay signal transduction system; protein autophosphorylation. Gene Ontology annotation, molecular function: histidine phosphotransfer kinase activity; phosphorelay sensor kinase activity. The record is from RefSeq and is a predicted model, not a curated record. Lineage: Eukaryota; Fungi; Ascomycota; Dothideomycetes; Mycosphaerellales; Mycosphaerellaceae.